Messenger RNA from Phodopus roborovskii (desert hamster), 1275 nucleotides. It is a transcript of the gene Cpa6, whose product is annotated as carboxypeptidase A6. The coding region runs from base 1 to 873 and encodes 290 amino acids. Lineage: Eukaryota; Metazoa; Chordata; Mammalia; Rodentia; Cricetidae. Gene Ontology annotation, biological process: proteolysis. The record is from RefSeq and is a predicted model, not a curated record. The transcript is spliced from 7 exons. Gene Ontology annotation, molecular function: metallocarboxypeptidase activity; zinc ion binding.
AUGCACCAUCUGAACCAAACUCAACCAGGCCUCGUUCAGGUGCUCUCUAUCGGGAGAUCAUAUGAAGGAAGACCUCUCUUUAUUUUACAGCUGGGCAGAAAAUCACGAGCCUACAAAAGAGCUGUCUGGAUAGACUGUGGCAUUCAUGCAAGAGAAUGGAUUGGUCCUGCCUUUUGUCAGUGGUUUGCAAGAGAAGCUCUUCUGACCUAUAAGACUGACCCAGCCAUGAGAAAAAUGUUGAAUCAUCUCUACUUCUAUAUCAUGCCUGUGUUUAACGUCGAUGGAUACCAUUUCAGCUGGACACAUGAUCGAUUCUGGAGAAAGACAAGGUCAAGAAACUCAAGGUUUCGCUGCCGCGGAGUCGAUGCCAAUCGCAACUGGAAAGUGAAAUGGUGUGAUGAAGGGGCCUCUGCCCACCCUUGUGAUGAUACUUACUGUGGUCCUUUCCCAGAGUCUGAGCCAGAGGUGAAGGCUGUCGCUGACUUCCUCCGAAAACACAGGAAACAUAUCACGGCAUACCUCUCCUUCCACGCCUAUGCACAGAUGCUGCUGUAUCCCUACUCUUACAAGCAUGCAACCAUCCCCAACUUCAGCUGUGUGGAAUUUGCAGCUCACAAAGCUGUGAAGGCCCUUCGGUCAGCACAUGGGAUACGGUACAGACAUGGCCCUGCCUCCCAAACACUGUACGUAAGCUCCGGUAACUCGAUGGAUUGGGCUUAUAAAAAUGGAAUACCCUAUGCAUUUGCUUUUGAACUGCGAGACACUGGGCAAUUUGGAUUUUUACUGCCAGAAGUGCUCAUUAAACCCACCUGCACAGAGACCAUGCUGGCUGUGAAGAAUAUCACACUGCACCUGCUAAAAAAAUGUCCUUGAGAGGAGCACAGGUCUGGUCUACCAGCCCAGAGAGAGCAGAUUCUGACUAAAAGGUUGCUUGGCAAAAGCAACUGUUUAGACUGGAAGGAUCCAGUCCUUAAAGGAACUGUUUAUGAAAUUUGACAUCUUACAACAAUAGAAGAUUGGAGCAAAGCCUGCUUUGGAAUGAGAAGAAAAUCCACUUUAUAUCCCUUUAGAGUCUUACUUGAUUACAGGGGGAAAGGAAUGUUUUCCAAUUCCUUUAUCUCAAGAAGUGUACAAAUUAAUUGGGGAUUUCCCUUCAAUCAACCUCUAUGCCCUCAAUUAAGAUGGAAGUUACCUGACUUUUAAGUAUUUGGUUCUUAUUUGAAAUGGAAAGAAUCACAUGUAUGCCUAAUAAAUAUAUAGUUUUUCAAAGUCUAA